Molecule: messenger RNA, 1875 nt
Organism: Haplochromis burtoni (Burton's mouthbrooder)
Lineage: Eukaryota; Metazoa; Chordata; Actinopteri; Cichliformes; Cichlidae
Exons: 2
Coding region: 367-1389 (340 amino acids)
Source: RefSeq, a predicted model, not a curated record
AACAAAUCAUACAAGAAAACGCUGCCAUUAAAAACAUCUGUACACUAUUUGAAAUUCAUUUGUAACCAGCUUCUAGAUCACAGACACUACUGCAAUCUCUCACCCUGCAGUCGGGCAGACACGUCCAUAUUCAAACUUUGGACCUAAACCUGCUCAUAAAAAGAUCAAUAAUCUGCAUUUACGUGACUGUUAAACUACUACUGGUGUUGCUCUUUGAUAGCCUCAUCUAAAUAUUUGGAUUAUCAAACUGCCUCUUGACGACUAGCGGAGCUUAUUGCUCUGGUUUCAUUUACCAGGAAAUGAAACAUAAACAUAAAGGGAGCUACGACUGUCCUCACACAAACAGCAGCAGCAGACUUACACAGGAUGAAGAUGUUUGGAAGAAUGAUGAGCUGCUGUGUGGCUCUCCUCCUGACCUUCAGCUCUGUGUCAGCUGUAAGACGAGCGCUCAACUCAAUCACUGAUCUGAGGUCAGUAGGCUUUGGCCAGUCUGUGCCCGAGUACAGCCUCUGCUUGCUCCACUGGUUUGCAACCACAGUUGACUUUGACAAUAACAACAUCAUCCUGCUGACCUUUGACCCAAACCGUGGUGAUUAUGGCUCACAUCAUUAUCGCAACGCUGAACAGCUGUUAGACCCACUGCCAAGGGGAUACCGAUACUACACUGUCGGUAACAUCUACCAAGAUGCAUCACUGGAACUUCCAGAUUAUGUCGUGGAGUCGGACAUUGAGGAAAGUAACAGGGCUCGCAUUAUAAUUAGAGUCAGGGGGCGCAACGCAGUACGGACAAUAGACCAAGUCUAUAUCACACAGCAUUAUGAGACAUAUGAAGCUCGAGGGACAGAGUAUGAUCCACAACAUACAUAUCGGGUCACUACCUGCCUUCUAAGAGUGUUGAGAAAGUUUUCCUUGCAUCUCAAUAACAUCAACUCACUGGCUCUCAGAAACAGAGUUCAUGACUCCCAGCUAUCAGAGAUAAGAAACAUGUGGGGGGACCUCGCUUGUGUUGGACUGUUGUUGUUUAUUGUGAUCCCAGAAAAAUAUUCCUCUCACAAACGCAACAACAGACGUCAGCCAGCACCAAGAAGCAACACACAAAGUUAUGUUGCGGUCAAUAUCCCAGAGAGCAGGGAAAAUGGUGACUCUGUCGUCCUGGACAUGUACAACUCUGAUCCUUGGCAUUACACAUCUCCCUCACGAAGAGACAGGUGCAAUGAGACAAACCGGGUUCAGUGUUUAUUCUGCUGUUGUUUUUUAACAAUUAUUUUUUCAGUCUUUCUUAUUAUAUACAGUGGUGCCUUGUCUCACAACUUUAAUUUGUUUCGUGACGGAGCCAAUAAGUCAAAUCAUUCGUAUGUCAAAGCAAUUUUCCCCACUGACAUGAAUUGAAAUGCCAUUAAUCCGUUCAUGACCCGAAAAAACAUUGAGAAAGGAAUUUGUUGCAUGUUUUUCAAUAAGAAAAAUCUACUUAUAAAUAACAAAUAUUAUAUAAAAACACAAUAAAAUUGAAUGCACUGCAAUAAUCUGGUCUUAUUAAGUAUAAUAUACUUCAUUAUGGUGCAGAGUGUAGAAGUUUGAUUAUUUCUGUAGUUUUGAAAACACUGUUCAAUAAAAUAUAUUUUCAUGUGUGUGUCGUAACUGCCUUGACUCAAAAGUCGUAUUUGAUAUAAUAGUUAAUGUUUUCAAUAAUACAAAUUUCCUGGAGAUCUGCUGACCUAAAACCAACACGAUUCACUUGAUUCAAAUCCAUCUCUGACUGUUUGUUGCAGGACUUUCAUGAUUCACAACUUAGUGUAUAAAAACAGCAGAUAAGAUAUGUGGCCGACAAUAAGAGAAGUAACGAGGCUUUUAUUAUAAUUACAGUCAAGGAGCAGA